UCCCUAGUGUACUCUGCUACUUGCUGCCGCUGUGUGAGUUCACGGAGUAGUACAGAAGUUAUUGUGGACGCGCGAUAUCGCGAGACUUGUGCCAUUAUCAACCUGCUUGACACACAGCAGCUCUGAGUGCAGCCUGCCUUGCCAGGGUCGGACUGAAGCUCAAGAAACGACAAGGAGAAGCGAACAUCUGGCCGCACAUCAUGAAAGGACGUGGGAGCUUCUAGAAAAGAACACGACGAACCGGGCCGAAAUAAAUGUUAUGAAGGAAGAAUGGAGUUCCCAGACCAUAGCCGCCAGUUGCUGCAGUGUCUGAGUCAGCAGCGUCAUCAAGGUUUCCUCUGUGACUGCACUGUUCUUGUCGGGGAGGCUCGAUUCAAAGCGCACAGAGCCGUGCUGGCCUCCUGCAGCAUGUACUUCCAUCUCUUCUACAGGGACCAGCUGGACAAAAGGGACGUUGUGCAUCUCAACAGUGACAUUGUGACAGCCCCGGCUUUCAGUCUGCUCCUUGAAUUUAUGUAUGAGGGGAAGUUGGAAUUCAGCUCUCUCCCGGUGGAGGAUGUCCUGGCAGCAGCCAGUUACCUCCACAUGUAUGAUAUAGUGAAAGUGUGUAAAGGCAAGCUUAAAGAUAAGGAACUCUCCUCUCUGGAUGAAAAGAUAAGUGAGGGUUUGGGACUCGGCGGUCUGGAUAGGGAAAAUUCCUUCGAAGACGAGCUGCACAGUAAGCAGCUCAUCCGGCGACACACACAGUCUCUGGGGCUUCACAGAGCCCCCCCGGCAGACGAGUUUGACAUGGACAACAGCGAAGUCAGGCUGGCUGUCACAGAUUGUGAUAGGUCUGCAUGGAGCAGGCAGAAGGCAAACGGUCACUCUGGCAGGUCCCCGGACCUUGUAGGUGUCAAUUAUUUGUCAGCAGAGGCCGAGCCCUGUGUCCAAACAGCUGGAAAAACAAAAGCUGAUGUCAGUAGUUCCACCGUAUCGCUGUCCCAGAGGUCCCGGGCUUCAGAUGACAUGGACUGUGCACUGGAUUUGUCUUUCAAGCCUCUGUCUAGCAGAGAUCCCUUACACCCCUCCUACGUCUCGGGACAGCUGGCCCUCGACAGCCAGCAGCAGGGCACUGAGCCACUUGUUAAAGACGAACACGACUUGCUGUCAGAGCAGGAGGACAGUGAGCCGAUGAGCCCUGAGAGCCAGCGCUUUGGGAAUAGUGCCAGGAGCUCAGUGGUGACAGGGUUCGCUGCCCUCUUCCCAGGCAACAACGGCUCCACAGCCGCCCUGCUCUCCCAGGAGGAGGACCUGAUGGACGAGGAGGGGGAGGCCUGCAGAGGGAGGGAGGGCGCCCCAGGCAGGGAGGUAGAGGAGAGGAGGGGUAGGCUGCUGGGGGACAGCGAGGAGGAGGAGGAGGACGACUUGGCCUCUUCAGACAUCUCCACCUCCAGCGGGGUGCUCCUGCCCCCGGGGCAACAGGUGUGCGUGUGCCCCCUCUGCAGUAAAGUCUUCCCCAGCCCCCAUGUGCUGCAACUGCACCUCAGCUCACACUUCCGUGAGAAGGACGGCGCUCGCUCCAAGUUGUCCCCCGACGGCUCGGUCCCCACCUGCAUACAGUGCAACAAGACCUUCUCUUGCAUGUACACCCUCAAGCGUCACGAGCGCACACACUCUGGCGAAAAGCCAUACACCUGCGGCCAGUGUGGCAAGAGCUUCCAGUACUCUCAUAACUUGAGUCGGCACGCUGUAGUUCACACACGCGAGAAGCCUCACGCUUGUAAGUGGUGUGAACGGCGCUUCACCCAGUCUGGGGACCUCUACCGCCACAUCAGGAAGUUUCACUGUGGCCUUGUCAAGACUCUUGCCAUUGGAUAAAACACUUCUCACCAGUGCCACGACACAAGACCGAAUGUCGUUUCAUACACUGAAAACUACUACUGAACACUUUCCCCCAUUAGUACACGCAUCACAUGUUGGCAGUUUGUUGGAGAUGUUUUUUGGAUUCUACCCCAUGUGGCAUUUCUCAAGUUAAAGAUGUAGCAAUGUUAAAACUGGAGCUGUUUUCUGUGUCACAAGCAUACAUGAUGGUCAGACGCAGACAGUUGAAGGUGCACAGGCUGUUAGUAUAAACAUGGGUGCUGUGAAACCCACGCUGGAUCUGUGUGGACGAAGGUGAACAAAUCAGAUGAUGCACUUGUUUGUUUCUCUUUUGUUUGUCAAUCUUUUGAGUUAAUUUAAGGAGUACAUUUGCUGAAAUAUAUCCCAUGUUCACACCCUAUGGGCAAAUGGAUGCUAGCUAAUGCUAACACAUGUUAAUACAAUCGUCAGAGUGAGUGAGACUUUUAUUUGUGCACAUGGGAGAUCAGAACCGUCCGCAAGUAGCAAUAUAUGAUUUUUAACUCUUACAUUAUUAUUAUUAUUAUUAUUAUUAUUAUUAUUAUAAUUAUUAUUUAUUUUUUGGGAUUUGUUUAGUCCUUAACAAGCAAACUACUAUAAGGCAGCAAAACUAAUGAAGUUUGACUACUGGAAGUAUAACUAUUGUUUUUGAUGGAAAUAGAAUUUUUGUUUGGUUGAAAUGAAGUUGGUUAGUUUUAUGUUGUUUAUAACAAGAGGCAAGCAGACCAUCAUAUCACCAUAUUUCCUUUCUCUUUUUUUUUCCUUAGGGUGAGAUACCAGCUGUUUAGUUGCUAAUGUAUGUGAGCAUAUAUCGCUGGAACGGCCUUCUAAUUUGCUACUUAAAAUAAGUUGUAUAAUCAGAGGAAGGAUGGAGAGUACUUAAAAGCUAAUGCCUGUAACACUGGUGCCUACUAAAAUGCUUAUCACUUCACCUAGUGUACUUACUUCUACAAGAAUGAGAUAAAUCACUUUGCCUUCUUGUAAAGUUCUGUGAGUUUUCAGGCCUUUAAAAAAAUAUAAUCUGGAGUACACGCCCCAUACCAGGUGGUAACAAAGGUAAUUGUCUACUCUGGAAUGCCAAUUGAUCCAUGAGCGACCUUAGUUAAGCCAUUUACAAGAAUGGAAUAAAAAUGCGUAAAUCAAGCUCUUGCCGAUUAAAUAGUCAUUGACUUGUUUUGUUAAAAGAAAAAUGGUUGCAAGGAAAUUACCUUGUUAUUUCCUGGUAUGGCGUACAGGGUACACUGACAUGGUGUUAAGGGCAAACCCCUUAGCAGGCAGACAGGGAGGGGGGGAGACAGGUGGCUAUUCAGUACUUUGUUUGUGUCAUCAAAGCUGUGCUCCAAGUGCCAUUCAGCUGAAUCUACUGACUUUUUGUUCUGUAAAUUAACCUUUUCACAUCCUAAUAUCUUCUCACUGUACGUGUGUACAUUACUACUGACGGAGCUGGAGCCUUUAGAGAUGCUUCUUCUUGAAAGAAUCUUUGGGCAGGAAAUGGAUUUCUUCCCUCUGUUCACAUAGAUGCUAUCUGGAUUCUUAACAGGGGGCGUAUUUGUCUAAUCUGUCCUGAGAAGACUUGACCAGAAUUUAUUUAUUAGUUUGACUUGGUUCAGGGUUAACUGUAGGUGUACUUCUUAUUUCUGAAAGCUUGAAAGACGCCACGUUUUGCCUAGCGAUCUUGGUACUUAUUAACUGGUAUUAGGGCUGUCUGUCCAUUUUCUUUGUGCAAAUCAAGAUAAUGUAAUGGUAUUUCAAUAUACCGUGUAGAAAUCUCUGCGGAGUGUUCGAGAUUUGUCACAUGGAACAUAGAGAAGCACUUGUUUAAAGCAUGCAUAUAGUUUCAACACUAUUGUCUAGGCUGCUAUUUCUUACUAUAUGUAUAUUUAAUGUAAAUAUAUAUUCUAUUUAUCAAACUGUUUUUGUUUUUCCGUGUUACAUGUGUAAGGUGAAGAGAGUCAGGUGUCUUAUCAAGACUGCAGUCUCUUAAAUUGUCACGUCUUCCCUAAGGAGUUUGGUUCCUUCUCCGUAGUCAAGAAUUGAUAAGACUCCAAAUCAGAACAGUUAAUACGCUAGUGCCGCUCUGACUGCUGUUCUGCCACAGGAAACAGUUGUUCACAAGCACAGCCCCACUGAUACGGCAUUGGCUACCUAUAGAGGGGAGACAAUACAGGCAUUGUCCCCCCCCCAUCACCACCACCACCAAAUCCCAGGUAAUUCUUAAGGGAUCAUUGUGUAUCUCUGUGCUAGCUGUGGGGAGAAAAGGCAGCGCAAGUCUCUCUUUGCACUUUUCUGUAUUGAAUGGAGCCAUUGGAAUGUGAGAAAUGUAUUUAGCAAACGGAGACCAAGGACACUGUAAACAGGUGUAUUGUGUUGGAGGCAUCAAAAGAACAGCUCCCCCCCCAUCCCAGCAUGCAGUAGAUAAAUGCUUCAUUGUUGUUCCUCUACAUGGAGGAGUUACCACAGUGAUUUGAUUGCACAACCAUCAGGAUAAUAUCAGAAUUAUCAGAGAAUUGCUUUCCAAGUGCUAGAUUUAAAAAGGCUAAAAAUACGUCUGACAAUACAUGUCAAAUGUAAGCGCUGACUACCUAUCCAUUUCAGCAUAGCACACCCUAAGGUGUUUUUUUUGUUUUUGUUUUUUUUAAUGUUAAUCAUCAAGGCGUCUUUCAGGACACAUGAUAAAUUCACAUUUGAUUUCUCAGUAUUUGCAACGGUUGGUCAACAUUUCUAAAGAAGCCCAAGUCGAGAACGAGUCAAAAGCAUUUCUCUGAGAAUUACCGCAAUCUGUUUUCAUUCUACUCCCCGACCUGCAGUCAGCGAUGGGGCUUGAAUGAACAAGGCUUGUGUGUUACUUUACAAGAAAUGUGAUCUGGCUGUUGCACUAACACUCGUGCCGUUCGCAUACCCUGAGAGUUUAAUCACUUCAGUAAGAACAAUAAAUGUCAGAUACAUAGCUGUUGUGUAGUGUUAAUAAUGUCUAUUUCAAUCAGAACACAGGAAUGUAGAUUUUGUCACUGUUUGAUUUUUAAAGGAACAUUUCUUAUAUGGUGCAAAUGAAAUAGCUUGAUUCUUUAAUGUACAUGUGUACAGAGGUAGAAAAACUAACGAUAUGUGAAGAAUUUCUUUUCUUUUUAUUGUUUACCAUCUUUAUUUAUACCUCCAGAAUGAUCACCAAAUGUGCCUUGUAGACACGAGUAGGUGUUGCAUCUGGAGAAGCCCUUUUUCUAUAUUGUACAUUUUUGCCCUUGUCUGCGGCGGUAAACUUCAUAUCACAGCAACAAAAACCCAUUGGAAGUGGUGUUCCUGUUUUUCUAUCAUGUCAAAAAUCUGAGUAAAAAAAAUUUCAAGUCCAUUUAUUCUUUGCUGCUUUGCAAGAGAUUACAUUUGAGAUUUAUUUUACCAUUCUUGUGAAUAAAUCUGUAUGUGUUGAACUGAAGACAUGCAUUUUUGUGAUUUGGCUUUUAAUAGCCAAUACUACUGGGAACUAACAGUCUGUUUAUUUUGUUUAUGUCACUGUUGAAUGUGAAACACUUGAGAUUUUGACUGUUGACUUCUAUGGAAACGGCGCUACUCUUGAUCGAGGGCUAUGUUUGCCGAACUCAUGCUGUAUGUAUGUAGUCUAAAAAAAUUACUUUACCAAUACUGGAAUUUUGUCCACUGCAGGUUACAACUGUGAAAUUGCGUAUAAUCAUGAGAAAUAUUUAUUAUGACAUUUGCUUCUUGUGCAACGUUUGACCGUCUGUUUUAAUUUGGUAAAGAAAAAAAAGCUUCUAAAUGUCAAACAAAAGUCUUUUUCAUAGAAUUUGUAGAAGUGCCAUUAGAAUUUAAUAUAAUUUUUUAAUAAAGGUAUAUUUUAUAGUAAUCAAUUGCUUCAGUGUUAGUGGUGUAGAGAUUAGAGGACAAUCUUUAUGCAGAAUUGACAUUGGUUAGAUACUGAGGCAAUUUACUCUUGAUCUAUAACUGUAUGUGCAUUUUCUUUGUUUGCGCUUUUGGAGUGUGCUUGUGUGCGUGUGCUGUGGAAAUGUGACAAUCUUGAUUUAGAUCUUUCUUAAGAUUAUGCAUAGAAUUAAAUGGAACAACUUUC
Molecule: messenger RNA, 5959 nt
Organism: Etheostoma spectabile (orangethroat darter)
Lineage: Eukaryota; Metazoa; Chordata; Actinopteri; Perciformes; Percidae
Gene: zbtb42
Product: zinc finger and BTB domain containing 42
Exons: 2
Coding region: 271-1860 (529 amino acids)
Biological process (GO): regulation of transcription by RNA polymerase II
Cellular component (GO): nucleus
Molecular function (GO): DNA-binding transcription factor activity, RNA polymerase II-specific; protein binding
Source: RefSeq, a predicted model, not a curated record